CGAUUAUUUUUAGUGGAUGUCUAUUAAGCCCUUAAUCAACGUCUAUUAAAUUUGCCUAUUCAGCGCCAAUGUUGAUCCGCUAAAUAACGUCACUUAGACAUUUUUUUAAUCAAUAUUUUAAUCGACGACAUAACCGUCUUUAAAUAAUUAUUUAUGUUGACAUUCAUAUAAAAUCGGUCAAAAUGGAUAACGUUCUGCAAGAAAUUCAGUUUAUUGAAGAAGUUGAAAAUAAUUUCAACAUAUAUCCGUUGGCUCGUGCUCGUGGUGUUUUCCGUCCGCGUAUUAAUACUUUUGCGGAAUUUUCAGAAAAGGAAUUCAUAAAACGCUAUCGAUUAAAAAAACAUACAUUCCGAUAUGUGUUAGACUUAAUUAAAGAAGAUUUAAGAUUGCAGACCUACAAUUCGAAUAAUAUUAGUCCGGAAAUGCAGCUCCUCAUAGCGCUACGAUUUUUUGCCAAAGCAAGUUAUCAAACAGAAACAGGAGAUCUGCACGGUGUUAGUCAGGCUUCCGUGAGUAGGAUUGUACUAAAGGUAGCUCGAGCUUUAGCUUCUCGACUACCUCAGUUUGUUAAUUGGCCAGAAAAUUUUCGUGAGCUCAAGCGAAAUUUUUACAAUAUUAGGGCAUUUCCUGGGGUGGUGGGUUGCAUUGAUUGCACCCAUAUUAAAAUAAAGAAUCCUGAUGGACGUCGACCGCUGUUAUACUGCUGCAGGAAAGGUUUUUAUUCAUUGAAUGUGCAAGUUAUUUGCGAUUCAAACACCAGAAUCAUGGACAUUGUAACCAGAUGGAGGGGGAGCGUCCAUGAUUCUAGAAUUUUUAACAAUUCCCGCAUUAAAGAGGAUUUUGAGAGCAAUCUAAAACAAGGGAUUCUGUUGGGUGAUAGUGGGUAUGCCUGUACUCGAUAUAUGUUGACACCAUUGCUACAACCAAGAACAGCAGCAGAGCUAAGAUACAAUCCUGCGCAUAAAGGAACUAGAGUGGUUAUUGAACACUGCUUUGGUCGAUGGAAAAACAUGUUCAAGGCACUGAGGCCAAACUUGGAGACAAAAUUAAGCACUGCAAAAAUAAUAAUUGUUGCAACAGCAAUACUUUACAAUAUUCGCCUCGAGAGGGACAAUAACUUUGAAGAUGAUUCGUCAGAAUCAGAUAGUGAUAAUGACGAUCAACCUAUUCGACCCAAUCCCAGAAAUGAACAAGGAAAUAUUUUUAGACGUUUAUUUAUUCAACGAUAUUUUGGUAACAACAAUAGGUAA
Molecule: messenger RNA, 1250 nt
Organism: Zophobas morio
Lineage: Eukaryota; Metazoa; Arthropoda; Insecta; Coleoptera; Tenebrionidae
Product: putative nuclease HARBI1
Exons: 3
Coding region: 183-1250 (355 amino acids)
Source: RefSeq, a predicted model, not a curated record